Molecule: messenger RNA, 5705 nt
Organism: Carassius auratus (goldfish)
Lineage: Eukaryota; Metazoa; Chordata; Actinopteri; Cypriniformes; Cyprinidae
Exons: 8
Biological process (GO): telomere maintenance; DNA repair
Molecular function (GO): DNA helicase activity
Source: RefSeq, a predicted model, not a curated record
AACGUGCUUGCAGACAACACGUGUCUCAUUAGCAGGAAGCCAUUUUGCUCCUAUCUCGAAACGAAGACUCUCAGAACUCAUCUAAGAUGCCACGUGGAAAGGGUUUCCGCCGGUCCCAGGCGGCCAAGAGGAGGAAUGCUGAGCGUUACACACUCGGUUCCUUCAUGGAUGUCAUUGAGGUUAUGCCUCCUUUAAAACAAAAGGCUGCUCCCCACAGCUCUGACAAACAGAGCCAUGAGAACGCUGACAGAGAGAAUGCCGACAGAGAGAACGCUCACAGAGAAAACUGUUUGAAUUGCCGUAAGGCUCCUGAAAAUGUUCCAAACUCUAUCACAAAUGUUCCAAAGUUUGCUACAAGUGUUGCCAAAAGUGUUCCAAAGUCUACCAAAAGUGUUCCAAAGUCUGCCACAAGUGUUACUAAAAGUGUUCCAAAGUCUGCCACAAGUGUUACUAAAAGUGUUCCAAAGUCUGUCACAAGUGUUCCAGUGUCUAGCAAAAGCUGGAGUGAUGUUACCAGAGCUUCACUUGUCAAUAACUCUGGUUAUUUCCCACAGAAAGUCAUACGUGGUUCUUUCCAUCAGGGUGAUGCGCGAUUUGGUUCGAACAGAAACCGUCAGUGUGCAGUGAACAGUAUCACAGCAGUCAUGACGAGUGUGCUGAAGGAUGUGCUGACGUGGACAACAGAGGACCUGAAUGCUGUUCUGUUGCAUGGAGAUGAGCUGUACACAUCAAUGACACUGCAGGGGCAGAUCCACGAUCGAACAGGGCUGGGUCAUAUUUCUGUUGCAGAAAUGCCAAGACUGCACACACUUGAUAACACAACAUUCUCAAUAAAGCAUGGAGAAUCUUUCUGUGGUGUUAUUGGUGUUGAUGUCUAUGAUGAAUCAUUGCGAGAUGUGUCUAUGUCUAUAGAAGAAGCACUUCAAAGGGCUCUGCUUCAGUAUGAUGCAUGUUUGUUAAACAUUAAACAUUACAUUUGUGCAGUCAUAAAGGCAGGGCCAAUAUUUGCUCUAGUGGAUCCCCAUUCACGUAAUGCAUGUAACAUUCAAGUGGAUGAUCAGAGCCCAAGUCGCAAUUUGCGAAAAAGGAAAUUAAAUGACACAGAAGAGUAUACUAAAAGUAAAAGAGAACGUCAGAGAUACCACAGCGACUCCAAUUUCAGACAGAAAAAAAUUGAGAACAUUAGAACGAAAUACUGUGAAGACAGUGAUUACAGGCAGAAAAAGAUUGAGAACAUCAGAACGAAAUACUGUGAAGACAGUGAUUACAGGCAGAAAAAGAUUGAGAACAUUAGAACGAAAUACUGUGAAGACAGUGAUUACAGGCAGAAAAAGAUUGAGAACAUUAGAACGAAAUACUGUGAAGACAGUGAUUACAGGCAGAAAAAGAUUGAGAACAUUAGAACGAAAUACUGUGAAGACAGUGAUUACAGGCAGAAAAAGAUUGAGGACAUCAGAACGAAAUACUGUGAAGACAGUGAUUACAGGCAGAAAAAGAUUGAGAACAUCAGAAAGAAAUACUGUGAAGACACUGAUGAAGUUGAAAAUUGUGAUGAUGAUUUUGAAAUGGAGGAACAAGAUGUAACAGACAAAAAUGAAGAUGACAAAGUAGUUCAAGAUGAUCCAGAAGAAGACAUAACAUAUAUUAAAGAACAAAGUGGUCUUUUGUCAGAUACAUCGCUGCAACCUGUUGAUCUGGGUUCAGAGAUAAUAGAUCAACAUUUUCAUGAUGUGCUGAAUGUAGCACCAGCUGAAGGUAACAGUCCUAUUAGACUGCUAUCCGAUAAAUCCAAUGAGGCAAAGUGUUUCCCUGUUCUCUAUCCUAUUGGUGGCCCGACAUUUCAUGAUGAAAGACCAGAAAAAAUCACAUUGUCAAGAUACCUGAAUGCAAGAAUACUAAAUGCAGAUGGACGUUUUGCACAGAGCACAGACUUCAUUUUUUAUGCACAAUAUUUAUCAGAACUUGAUCAAAUUGUAUCCAAUGUCUCAAUUGCACUGAGGAAAGGCUCUGAGAAAAAUUGCUUAAAAGUAACAGCAGAUAUGCUAACAAACUCUGAUUCCUUGAAAAGAAUAUUAAAUUAUGAUGAAGGAUAUAAGUUCUUAAGACCGGUAAGAGGGACACCUCCCUAUUGGAUGUCUACGCAAAAAGAUCUGUUUGCCCUAAUUAGACAACUAGGCAUACCUACUUUUUUUGCAUCUUUUAGUUCUGCUGAUCUGAGAUGGCCUGAAAUGUUGAACACUAUUAUUAAGCAAGAGGGCAAACAAAUAAAUGUCGAUGAGCUUGACUGGUCUGAAAAAUGUGGACUCAUAAGACGAAAUCCUGUCACUGCAGCAAGGAUGUUUGAUCACAGAUGGCAUUGUUUUCUAAAAAAUGUCAUAAUGUCUCCAGCAAAGCCUAUCGGCGAGAUAAAAGACUACUUUUAUCGUGUUGAAUUUCAACAACGUGGUUCUCCUCAUGUUCACUGUCUGUUUUGGGUGGAAAAUGCUCCGAAGCUCAAUGAUCAUGAUGCAGACAAUGAUGCUCUGGUUGCUGACUUUAUUGACACGUACAUCACUUGUGAGACACCACCAGAAAAUGACACUGUACUUUACGAGACAGUGAACAGUGUCCAGAAGCACAGUACAAGACAUUCAAAAACAUGUCGUAAGAAAAAUACAGUUUGUAGAUUUAAUUUUCCAAGACCGCCAUCUAGUCGGACCUUCAUUACAAGAGAAACCAAUGCAGAUGAGUUAAAAGGCAAGGGUGAAGAUACAACAGCAAGUGCCAUCAUAAAGAAAGUGAAAACCGCUUUAAAUUCAGAUGUGAAUUUUGAUUCGGUUGAUGCCUUUUUUUCAUCUAUUGGGAUUAAUCAAACUAUGUUUGAAAAAGCAUACAACGAAUGUUCCAAAAAGAAAAGUAUUGUCUUAAAAAGAAAUCCAAAAGAUGUUUGGGUAAAUCAGUAUAACAGAGAUUUAAUGCGUGCUUGGCAAGGCAAUAUGGAUAUUCAGUAUGUUACAGAUGCUUUUUCUGUAGUGGUCUACAUACUAAGUUACAUUACAAAAGCAGAACAAGAAAUGGGACUCCUGCUUCAACGUGCGCAAAAUGAAGCGAUGAAUGGAAAUCUUGAAGUUAAAGAAUCAUUAAAACAGUUGGGAAGUAUCUAUCUUCACAACAGAGAAAUUUCAGCUCAAGAGGCAGUGUACAGGCUGACAGGCAUGCAUUUGAAGGAAUGUUCCCGUAAAGUACAAUUUAUUCCAAUAGGACAAAACCCUGUAAAGAUGAGUUUGCCUUUGCAUAUACUCCAAAACAAAAUGGAAAAUGACCAGUCUGAUGAUGAAAGUUAUUUGUGGAUGACAAGCGUCACUGACAGGUACAAGAACAGACCAGAGAAAGAACCUCUGGAAAAUCUAUGUCUUGCCAGUUUUUGUUCGGAGUACAGAGUUCUGACAAAAUCAGAGGUUUCCUCACAAAAAAAAACAGCAGAAAAUGAAAUAAUUAAACUCAAUAACAAUAACGGUCAUGUAAAACGGAGGACACGGACUGAACCUGCAGUAGUGAGGUAUCCAAGAUUUUCUCCCACGAAAGAUCCAGAAAAAUAUUAUCAUUCAUUAUUGCAGCUUUUCUUUCCACAUUAUGAUGACUCUGAUCUGAAGCCUAGCAAGUAUGACACAUAUGAGGAGUUUUACAACAGCGGUGUCAUAAAAAUGGGUUCUGAAGUGAAACAAGUCAAAUUGAUUGUUGACGGCAACAGAGCAUUGUUUGAAAAGGAAAGUGACAAAAUAGACAGAGCUAAACAGCUUUUGGAACAGGAUAUUGAUUUGGAAGAUGCUUGGGCCCAGAUUUGUCCUGAAUCCGAAAAACAGCGUGAUGAAUGCAUCGAACUGAUGAAGGAUAAACUAUUGCUCGAUGAAGAUGACAGUCAAGAACUUAUUCCAGAUCUUACAGCAAACCCUCAAACUGUGUGUACCAUUGAAACAAACCAUACUACAAUGCCUAGAGAGGAGGCACUGCAUUUACUAAGGUCAUUAAACGAGGAACAAUCUGCUGUGUUCUACAAAGUACGGAAAUGGUGUUUACAGAAAUUACUAGGACAAAACCCAGAACCAUUUCGAUUAUUUCUUACUGGUGGAGCAGGUACAGGAAAAAGUCAUCUAAUUAAAGCAAUACAAUAUGAAUCUUGCAGACUAUUAUCUCAACUUUCUGAGAAUCCUGAUGACAUUACUGUACUUUUGACAGCUUCAACCGGAGUUGCUAGCUUUAACAUUGGAGGGGGAACUAUACAUAAUAAACUUUCAAUUGGUGCAAAUGUCCGACUGCCAUAUCAGCCUCUCAGCGAUGACAAAAUAAACUCGUUGCGUACAAAAUUGGGUACUUUGCAAAUUUUGAUUAUUGAUGAAGUGUCCAUGGUUGACCAUCGUCUUUUGUCAUACAUUCAUGGAAGGCUGCGACAAAUAAAACAAACUGGUGACUACUCUCUCUUUGGGAAAGUCAGUAUUCUUUGUGUUGGGGAUUUCUAUCAACUUCCUCCCGUAAAAGGAACUGCUCUCUAUGCUGAUACAAAGGGAGUGAACCUAUGGGAAAAUAACUUUGAACUUGCUGAAUUAACUAAAGUUGUUCGACAACAAGAUUCAAGUUUUGCUGAAAUGUUAAAUCGGCUCAGAGUACGUAAGAAAAAUGAAUGUCUUACCACCAAUGACAUUGGUAUGUUGAAAAAAUGUGAAUCAGGAGAGAAGUGUAAUGAUAUUCACAUAUUUGCUACAAACGCUGAAGUUGAUAAAUAUAACAUUGAAAGGCUACAUGAAUGUUGCCCAGAGGCAAUUAGUAUAAACGCUCAAGAUUACGUCAAAAACUCAAAAACUGGACGAAUGGAGCGUAAAGUUGGAUUUCAUGCAAAAGUUUUCAACUCAUCUUUGUCUAAAUGUGUUUCCCUGGGUAUUGGAGCAAGAGUUAUGCUGAAAAAAAAUAUUGAGGUUGCUGAUGGUCUUGUCAAUGGAGCGUUUGGCACAGUUGUCCACAUAAGUGAAAGUCAAAGCAAUGAUAAUGAUUUCCCAUCAGCUAUACACGUGGAGUUUGAUGAUCCAAAUGUCGGUAAAAUUCAGAGAUCAAAAACACGCCAUAGAUUUUCCCAAAAUUCAACAGUAAUUGAAGUACAAGAAGAUCAAGUCACAAAUGAUGGUGGUAUAAGGCGUCAGUUUCCUCUCAGAUUGGCAUGGGCAUGCACAGUUCAUAAAGUGCAAGGACUCACAGUAGACAGAGCUGUUGUAUCACUUAAGAAAAUCUUUACAGCAGGGCAAGCAUAUGUUGCAUUGAGCAGAGUAAGAUCUCUCAGUGGAUUAAUAAUUGAGGACUUUAAAGAGUCUGCCAUAUUUUGUAAUGAUAAAAUUGAGUUGGCUAUGAAAGAUAUGCCAAAAUUGUCUAUGGAAAAGGACAGUUUCACUGAAUCACUUGAAACCUGGCUAAAUGCUGAUGACAAAGCACAAGAACCACAAAUACCAGAAUUUGUGUUCAAGCACAAUCCAAGAGCUAAGUGUUAUGACUAUAUCAAACCUCAAGCGUAUAACUCGAAACUUGCUGGUUCAAGCUUAAGCCAGGUCAACAAACCCAUUAGCUCUGUGAUCUUCAUCAUUCCCAACGACACCACCUCAGUCUGCCGAUCUUCUGUCUUCACCUUGGCCCUCCAGUCCAGUGACAUUAUACUGGUUCUCCAGCAGUUUGGCAUCAUCUUG